AUGCUGCUUCAAGGGCCUGCUCUGUUUUACUUGUUCAUGAUAUUUAUCACGGUAUGCAUAAGUGAACCAUUCACAAGUGCACACUUAACCAGUACAGAAGUUGGCCUACCGGCGCAUCAAACGACGCAAGCGACCCGAACGAACUCGACUGUGUACGCGUGGAGUGCGUGGGGCGCGUGGAGUGCGUGCUCGCGCUCGUGUGGCGGCGGGGUCGCAGUGCAGGAGCGCCAGUGUCUCCCCCGGGACCCCACCAGAUGGCGUCGCAGUAGAAAGAGAAGAAAGCUUGCUAGAAGCGUGGGGCAUGCGCGUCGAACGAGGAACAUCGUCACUCGCCCUGAACCAAACUGCCCAGGCCUUGGGCGCCGCUACCACGAGUGCAAUACGGCGGCUUGUCCAGGGCCGAGGCGUGACACCCGCGCCGAGCAGUGUGCGGUGUAUGACCGCAGGCCGUUCCGAGGACGCUUCUACACCUGGGUGCCGUACGUUGACGGUAACGCCCCUUGCGUAUUGAACUGCAGACCUCGUGGUCAACAGUUCUACGCAUCUCUAGCGCUCGUAGCUGAUGGUACGCCAUGCACCAAGCCUGGGUUUCGUGCCAUCUGCGUACAAGGAAGCUGUAAGGUUACCUCCUUCUUAAAGACUGGCAACGCAACUGCCACCCCUCAGAUACAUCCAUGGGCGGCGGCAAUCACA
Messenger RNA from Iphiclides podalirius (scarce swallowtail), 693 nucleotides. The record is from the annotation of a GenBank genome assembly. Lineage: Eukaryota; Metazoa; Arthropoda; Insecta; Lepidoptera; Papilionidae.